This is a messenger RNA of Elephantulus edwardii (Cape elephant shrew), 933 nucleotides long. Its product is annotated as olfactory receptor 14I1-like. The coding region runs from base 1 to 933 and encodes 310 amino acids. Lineage: Eukaryota; Metazoa; Chordata; Mammalia; Macroscelidea; Macroscelididae. The transcript has a single exon. Gene Ontology annotation, molecular function: odorant binding; olfactory receptor activity; G protein-coupled receptor activity. The record is from RefSeq and is a predicted model, not a curated record. Gene Ontology annotation, biological process: G protein-coupled receptor signaling pathway. Gene Ontology annotation, cellular component: membrane.
AUGGACAAUUUCACGGAAGUAACAGAAUUCCUGCUCUCAGGGUUUUCAGACAGCUGGGAGCUUCAGAUAUUGCAUGCUGGGCUCUUUCUGUUGAUUUACCUCGCAGCCCUGAUGGGGAACCUCCUCAUCAUGACGGUCCUUACUCUUGAUCAGUGUCUUCACACACCCAUGUACUUCUUCUUGAAGAACCUCUCCUUUUUGGAUUUAUGCUAUGUGUCUGUAACCAUGCCUAAGUCCAUUCACAGCUCCCUGAUGCACAAUAAUUCCAUCUCUUAUCUUGGCUGUGUAGCUCAAGUCUAUUUUUUCUUUGCUUUUGCAUCUGCUGAGCUCGCCUUUCUCACUGUCAUGUCCUAUGACCGUUAUGUGGCCAUUUGCCAUCCCCUCCAAUAUGGAGCCAUGAUGACACCAGAAAAGUGCUACCAGAUGGCAGGCAUAGCCUGGCUAGUUUGUUUUUCAUAUGCUGCAGUCCACACUGGCAAUAUGUUUUGGGAGCCAAUUUCAAGAUCUAACAGGAUUCAUCAGUUCUUCUGUGACAUUCCUCAUGUCCUGGCCCUGGUUUCCUGUGAGGUUUUCUUUGUUGAGUUUUUGACUUUGGCUCUGAGCUCAUGCUUGGUUGUGGGAUGCUUUCUUCUCAUGGUCAUCUCAUAUUAUCAGAUUUUCUUGACAGUGUUCAAGAUCCCAUCAGUAGAGAGCAGAGCAAAAGCCUUCUCCACCUGCUCCCCACAGGUAAUUGUCACUGUGCUCUUCCUCACUACAGGACUAUUUGCUGCUAUGGGACCAAUUGCCAAAUCUUCAUCUAUUCAGGAUUUGGUGAUUGCUAUGGCAUAUACAGUUUUACCCCCUUUUCUGAAUCCUAUCAUAUAUAGUCUUAGAAAUAAGGAGAUCAAAGCAUCUAUAUGGAAAUUAUUCAUAAAGCUCUAUCUUCAAAAAUAG